GUCUCAUCCAAUGCAUUGCUGUGCCAGUCCCUUACAUCAGCCUCAUUCAUCGCAGCGGCCAUGUCUGUCACCAUGUUCAACAGCGACAAACAUAACCACCACGCACCGCAAGGUAGAAGUAGAGGAGCGCCACAUGACUCAGCCAGCAUGACACACACACACACACACACACACAAUAGUCAGGAGAAAUUCACGCAGGAAGCAGCGCCCAAGCCGUCUGUCGUCGCAGCGGUUCCCCACAUCUAAGCCACAUCUCACAACCAUCCUCUGUGGUGGAUGGCGAAGAGGUCGCCCAGCUGCGGCGAAGCAGUGCAACGACCAAACGGCAUACUACGCAGCAUAACACAACACUCGCACAGCCUGGACCAGGCCACCUCCCUCCCUCCCUCCCUCCCUUCAAGAGCUCGGCGAUGUGCUGCCCUGUGCUGCCGCGCCGCUGCUGCCGGCUGCCCCGCCCGUCAUGGCCGCAUAGUAGGCCGACAUGUCGCCGUACGCCGCCGCCAUGGCGGGCAUGCCGUAGGGGAACAUGAAAGGCAUCAUGCCCGGCAUCAUGCCCGGCAUCAUCAUCGACGACAUCAUCUCCGCCGUCGGCCACUGGGACGCACUCUCUGACGCCACGGGGGCUGCACACAGCCAGACAAACAGACAGGGAAGGAGAGCUCGGUGUGUGUCCAUCCUGUGGAUCGCGCGUGUGUGUGUUGGCUCACCCUCUGUUUUCGUUGCUGCCGGUGGUUUAGCACCGCCAGCAGCAGGAGAAGUAGGAGGAGCAGUAGCAGCCGCAGCUUGUGUCGGUUCCUUCUUGUCCUCUGUCUUGACCUUGGCUUCCUCAGAGACCACCUGAGGCUCCUCUUUCUUGACAGCCUCUUCCUUCGGCGCCGCUACCGCCGCCACUGGCGCAGCAGCAGGAGCUGUAUCCACCUUUUCCCCAUCGAUGUCCAUCGCCUCGUCAUCCUUCUCUCCCUUGACCGCCGCUGCCCCCACGCCGUUCUCGGUGUGGUGCUGUUGUUGCUGCCCCUGUGUCAGCGCCUGGACCAUGGCCUCAAUCAUCCCCGCCGCACUCUCCACCGCAUCCAUGGCCUCACCCUGCACCAACACGAAAGGCGCCUCGCCGUCGCCCGGCUCGCCUGUGCGGGAGAAGCCCCUGCCGCCCACAGUGAUCCUGGUGCUGGUGCGGCUCUGCAGCUCCUGGUGCAUGAUGCCGCGGGGGCCGGCGAGGGUAGCGACGGCCGUGUUGGUGUGUGGCGGGUUGGGGAGGGGGAUCUUGCGCUGCUUCCUGGGGGGCUUGUAGUGCGGCGGGGGGGUGGUGGAGGGGUCGCGGCGGUACUGGUCCUCGAGCAGGUACUGCCGCUCCGCCAACAUAGCCUGCCGAGCACGGUUCUGACGGCUGUUGAUGUGGUUGCCCUGAGACAACAAGGAACACGAGGGCAUACAGAACGGCGUCCAGUGUGAACCCUGAUCUGUGUGUGCAGUGAGUGCAGCGCACCUCAGCGUCAUAGACGGGUUCUGGCGAUGGCGGCCUGGGUAUGUCUGGAUCAGGCAUCUCGAUUUCGCCGUCCUUGAGCUUCCUCUCGAGGUCAUCGAGGCGCUGCUGCUUGAGGAAGGCCUCGAUAUCGCCUGCACCCAUGUCUGCUGGCAGGGUGGUGACGGGGAGAGGCGUCCACUGCCUGAUGGGCAGUCCCCAUCGCGUCGACGGAGCGCCGAAGUACAUCUCGCGCCGCCUUCAGGCAAGGGUGCGUUGCGACUGCAGAAGAUGUCAAUUGAUGUCCUCCACUCUGGCCAGCGCCCCAGAUCAGCGUUCAAAACCCAUUGGAG
Molecule: messenger RNA, 1812 nt
Organism: Vitrella brassicaformis
Lineage: Eukaryota; Vitrellaceae
Source: the annotation of a GenBank genome assembly